Molecule: messenger RNA, 621 nt
Organism: Trypanosoma conorhini
Lineage: Eukaryota; Euglenozoa; Kinetoplastea; Trypanosomatida; Trypanosomatidae
Exons: 1
Coding region: 1-621 (206 amino acids)
Biological process (GO): endoplasmic reticulum unfolded protein response
Cellular component (GO): endoplasmic reticulum membrane; Hrd1p ubiquitin ligase ERAD-L complex
Molecular function (GO): ubiquitin-specific protease binding; misfolded protein binding
Source: RefSeq, a predicted model, not a curated record
AUGGAUUUUGAGAUCUUCCACGGCAUUCCCCUCGUGACGAGGGCCUUGCUGCUGCUGUCAAUAGCCUCCGUGGUGCUGGUGUCCUUUGGCGUGGUGCAUCCGGUCGAAAUUGUCUUUAGUCCGCUGCUUGUGUUCCAGGAGAAACAGUACUGGCGGCUGAUUACCAACUUUUUCUACUUUGGCCAACUUGACCUAAACAGCAUUCUGGAACUCCACUGGCUGUGUGUGGUGAGUAGCAGCAUCGAGGUGCAAUACUUUCACCGAAGAAAAAUAGACUACUGCGUCACCCUCUUCGCGGCGAUGUCGCAUCUGCUGCUCUUUCGAAUUCUUCGUGUUGUGGAUACCCCCUAUUUGAGUUUUUCGCUUUGCAACGCCUUGGCGUACCUCUUCUCUCGCCUGCUGCCGGACCUGGAAGUGAACGUUUUUUUCUUGGUGACGAUUCCAGUGCGACUGUUGCCGUUUUUUUUCCUCGCCACUGCCAUCAUGUUUGACGUGCAGCGAAGCAUUCGGCUUAUCGUGGUGGAGCACUUUGUUGGGCACAUUCUUUGGUACUUUCUCGAGAUUUUCCCUCGCAUUACUGGACUGCAUCCGUUGCGGCUGCAGGAAACCUUUGUGCGGUAA